CAAAUCAUCAAGGCCGAGGAAGACUCCGUCAAAGCGGCGGGACAGUGAGGUCUGUUGUUUCAGUUAUGGAAGAAAGAAGUUAGAGCCCUUUGUUUCUGUUCCAGGUGUCUGUUGUGGUAAUAAAUUCAAAACGCAGAGUCACGAGAAAAGCGGAAUAACACCAAAGUAUUUGUGGAAUAUGGAUGAAAUGCAGCAGUCGAAGCAAAGUGACGUAAAGGGCACAACUAAGAAAAGAGAAGACUACCUUGAAUGGCCAGAGUACUUUAUGGCUGUUGCCUUUCUGUCGGCUCAGAGAAGCAAAGACCCAAGUUCACAGGUCGGUGCGUGUAUAGUGAACCAGGAGAAUAAAAUCGUGGGUAUUGGCUACAACGGCAUGCCCAACGGCUGUGAUGACAAUCUGCUGCCGUGGUCCCGGUCAGCUGACGAUCGACUUGACACCAAAUACCCUUAUGUGUGCCACGCAGAGCUGAACGCCAUCAUGAACAAGAACAGUGCAGAUGUGAAAGGCUGCAUCAUGUAUGUGGCCCUGUUUCCCUGCAACGAAUGCGCCAAGCUCAUCAUCCAGGCAGGUAUUAAGGAAGUAGUUUAUCUUUCUGACAAGUACCAUAACUCACCAGAGAUGACAGCUUCCAGACGACUUCUCGACAUGGCCGGAAUACAGUGCAGACAAUUCAAUCCCAAGAGGACUGAGAUUGUCAUUGAUUUUAAUUCCAUUAACCACUGUGGAAAACCGAUCAAGUAAAAAUGGAGAAGCUCAUCAUGGACCUGCUAAAUGGGGGAUGCUUAAUUCAGGGGGUAUAUCAAGUAAAGUUUGUUUCAACAUGUUUCUUAUUUAAAAAACAUGUUUCUUACUUACAUGCAAUAGCUUUAUAAAUGACCUGUGCCAAUAUGGUCUCCCUCAGAAGAUCUCUCCCAGCUGGAAAUUGGGAGGAUAAAUCCUGUGUUACUCACCUUUCUGUGACAACUGCUGCCCAGUUAAGAAUUUUCCUUCCUUGUUUCAACCAGGCCAAGUCUGAAUCAGGUACCAUUCAAGGAUUGUAAGAAAAUGUUACCUUGAGAGUCAAACAGUAAAAGAAUAUAGCAAACAAAAAAACUUCUAUAGUUUAAAGAAUUUUAAUUGUUUACUGUAGAAACACUGUACAUAAAUUAUUUUCUCUGAGACUAAUAUUGAUGUACAGACAAGUGGAAUUUCUCAGCGUUGAAAAUAAAGCAGAUCAGGCAGUCAGCUUGUCUCUGACUGGUAGCUAAAGAUGA
This is a messenger RNA of Betta splendens (Siamese fighting fish), 1254 nucleotides long. RefSeq names its product dCMP deaminase (gene dctd). Bases 179 to 742 code for a protein of 187 amino acids. Gene Ontology annotation, cellular component: cytoplasm. Gene Ontology annotation, molecular function: dCMP deaminase activity; zinc ion binding. Gene Ontology annotation, biological process: dUMP biosynthetic process; dTMP biosynthetic process. The record is from RefSeq and is a predicted model, not a curated record. Lineage: Eukaryota; Metazoa; Chordata; Actinopteri; Anabantiformes; Osphronemidae. The transcript is spliced from 6 exons.